AAUACAUUAGAAACACCUACUUCAGAAUCAGUUGUAAUCGUUCGUAACCUCAUAACUAUAUAUUUUUAAAGUAUUACCCAAAUGUUAUUGUUAGUGGUUGUUUAUUUCAUAAAGGUCAAAGUCUAUUCAUAAAUUUGUUGAUCUGGGUUUAAAAAGUAAAUUAACAUGUAAAUUCUCCACAUCCAAACUUUUACACUGCUAUUGCUUUACUACAAAAGAAACAAUCAUUGGCAUCAACUGCAAGAGUAGGAGAUGAUAUGGGAGCUCUUUUGCAGAUUUUGCGUAUAAUAUCAUUAAANGUUGUUUUGAGAGAGAGAGUGUGUAAAUACGCACAAGAAUAUGAAGGUUAGGACAGUUGUCGGCAAGAUGUUUUAAUGUAUCAUCGGUUAUCUAAAAUAGGCGUAUGAAUACAACUUUAAUUCUUAUGUGGGGUUUACAGUGUCUUAUUCGUACUAGGCCAGAUUAUCCAGAAAUUCAAGGAUUUCUUGAUUAUUAUCAUAAUACACAACUUGAUGCAACUUUAUGUGCACAACUAUCAGAUGCUGGAUUUUUAGUUUUGGCUCAAACAUUAUCCCGCUGCGAGCAGAUAACAGAUGAAGGUGUAAGAUAUCUUGGUUCGAGUACAUUUGCAGUUGAAAAUUUACGUGUAUUAGAAUUGGAUAAUUGUCCGUCAAUAACUGAUAGUUCAAUCGAUCAUUUAUUAACAUGUCGAAGUCUAAAACGAUUAGAUGUAUUCGAUUGUCAGCAAAUAACAAAAAAUGCAGUCAAAAAAAUUCAAACACGUUAUCCAGAAUUGAACAUUCAUGCAUAUUUUACUCCACGAACUCCAACACCAACCGGUCGUGGACGACACCAACAAUCACACAUAUCUAUUAUAAAGAAAAAUUAA
Messenger RNA from Didymodactylos carnosus, 889 nucleotides. Lineage: Eukaryota; Metazoa; Rotifera; Eurotatoria; Philodinida; Philodinidae. The record is from the annotation of a GenBank genome assembly.